AUGAGCUCCCAAAUUCGUCAGAAUUAUUCCACUGAGGUGGAGGCUGCGGUCAACCGCCCGGCCAACCUGCACCUGUGGGCCUCCCAUACCUACCUCUCUCUGGGCUUCUAUUUCCACCAUGACAAUGUGGCUAUCGAGGGCGUGGGCCAAUUCUUCCCUGAGUUGGCGGAGAAGAAGCUUGAGGGCACUGAGCAUCUCGUUUUAAAGUUGCAAAACAAGCUCGGUGGCCGCAUUCUCUUCCAGGAUGUGCUGAAGCCUUCCCAAGGGGGGAGGGGGGGCGCGGGCAGGCCAACUCAGGACGCCAUGGAAGCUGCCCUGGCCUUGGAGAGGAACCUGAACCAGGCCCUUUUGGAGCUGCAUGCCCUGGGUUCUACCCACACAGACCCUCAUCUCUGUGACUUCCUGGAGAAGCACUUCCUGGAUGAGGAGGUGAAACUCAUCAAGAAGAUGGGCAACCAGCCAACUAACAGCCCCCAGGCUGGGCUGGGUGAGUAUCUCUUCAAACGGUUCACCCUCAAGCAUGACUUGGAGCCUUUGGAGCCCAGAGGCCUUUGA
Myotis myotis is the source of this 555-nucleotide messenger RNA. RefSeq names its product ferritin light chain-like. NCBI's taxonomy places the organism in Eukaryota, Metazoa, Chordata, Mammalia, Chiroptera, Vespertilionidae. Gene Ontology annotation, molecular function: ferric iron binding; ferrous iron binding. The record is from RefSeq and is a predicted model, not a curated record. The coding region runs from base 1 to 555 and encodes 184 amino acids. The transcript has a single exon. Gene Ontology annotation, biological process: iron ion transport; intracellular iron ion homeostasis. Gene Ontology annotation, cellular component: cytoplasm.